AGGCUGGAUGUGAUUCGCUGUAUUUGUCAGCUUGCUCUCUCCCACAAUUCAACAGGCACCAGAAGGAGAGAAGAAGAGGGCGAUAGAAAGUAUUUAAAUAAAUAGAUUGUUGUUGAAGUACUACAAUACAACAUAAAUAGCCAAAGCUAAAACGGGGAACCUUUGCAACACACUUUUGUUUUAUUUUUAUAGCUAGCUGGAUACAGUUGCUUCCACGAAAUGUGUUUGACUGCUAAGCUAGCCGACUGGCUAAACUAAGUAGCUAGUUCAGCUCGGUUCCGGCCUAAAAUAGCUAACGUUAGCUCCAUUUUCAGAUUUCGGGAAAAAAAAACAAUUCAAGUGUACAUUACCACGUCUGCAGAUGUUCAUCUAACGAAAGCAACGGAAUGCUGAUGGAACGUUAGUCCAACUGAGUCACCAAUUCUAGUCAUGCAAUGGGGAUGAGCGCUCUGCAGUGUGUAUGACCAGCUGUCUCCAGCCUGAUGGGAGGACUCUGUGGAUAGCAGCACCGUCUUCAGGACUCCAGGAGGAGAGUAGCCGCCCCUGCCAAGGAGGGCCGUUCAGAAUGAAGAAAAUCAGCCUUAACACCAUCCGCAAGUCCCUCAACAUCAAGGUCAAGGAGGAAGGAGGGGGGGACUUUGUCAUGCUCCAGCAGCCCUCGCUAGCGGCCGACUUCUCCAAGGAGGAAUCGCUCUUCGGGGGCUGCUACACUAAAGAUCUUGCGGGCUGCAACCUGGGAAUUGGUGAUGUGGGAGAGGAGAAGGCGGGACACAACAAGGGCCGUUCUAAGAGCGAGAGCCUGAUGGGUUCGCUGAAGAGGAGGCUGUCGGUCAAGCAGAAGGCCAAGGUCAAAGGUGGCUCAUUAGCCAUGGGGUCGGCUGACGAUGAUGACACCUUCUCCUCCUCCUCGGUCCCAAUCAGCUUCAACGAGGUCAAGGCCCAGCGUCCGUUACGAUCAGCGUCGCUCCGUAGCCACCAUUACAGCCCGUCUCCCUGGCCCCUGCGGCCUGUCGCUUCAGAUGAGGCCUGCAUCAAAAUGGAGGUGAAGGUUAAAGCCAUGGUCCAUUCCCCCAGCCCAGACCUGAAUGGCGUGAGGAAGGAGUUCCGCCACCAUGACUUUCAGAUGGAGAACAUCUUCCAGGAGCCGCAGAACGGAGACCUGAACAGUGACAAACAUGUGCCUGAAGUCCUGGGCCUCACGCCGCAGGACUACAUUCAGUACACCAUGCCUUUAGAGGAGGGGAUUUACCCAGAGGGGUCCCACUCUGUCCCCCACUCCUUCUGCCUGGGCAGGUCCUCACCCAUGCAGGUGGCGACGGAGGCGGACAGUAGCUCCCUCAACGCCGACCACCAGAGUCAGGAGGACCAGGAUCUGGUGAGUCUGAACCGGAACCUUCCGGCAGACCUCUUCGUGGAGUCACAGUCGGUGAACGGCCUCUUCAUCGGCUCUAACGGUGUGAUGCUCCAUAGCUGCAGGGACAGGGUCAACACUCAACUAUACCCCGCUCCUCCCCAGCGCUCCCCUCUCCUGCCCGCGUUACCCAGCAACAUCAUCUCCAGGACUUACUCCAGGUUCGGCGGGGCAGAUGGCCACGUGGCGGCCCGGGUGAGGCAACACCUGAACUUUGACCUCGACUCUGCUCCAGGGGUGAGUCGGCUGUAUGACUCAGUCCGGAGCAGUGGACCAAUGGUAGUAACCAGCCUGACUGAGGAGCUGAAGAAGCUAGCCAGGCAGGGUUGGUACUGGGGACCUAUCACACGCUGGGAGGCUGAGGAGAAGCUGGUCAACCUGCCUGACGGCUCGUUUCUGGUCAGGGACAGCUCGGACGACAGGUACCUCCUCAGCCUUAGUUUCCGCUCCCAGACCAAGACCCUCCACACCCGAAUCGAACACUCCAACGGACGCUUCAGCUUCUAUGAGCAGCCUGAUGUGGAGGGACACACGUCCAUGGUGGACCUGAUAGAAUUCUCCGUCAAAGACUCUGAGAACGGAGCCUUCUGUUAUUCUAGAUCUCGCUUACCAGGGUCCGCCACCUACCCAGUCAGGCUGACCAAUCCCGUGUCUCGGUUUAUGCACGUGCGCUCUCUGCAGUACUUGUGUCGGUUUGUGAUUAGACAGUAUACCAGGAUUGACCUAAUUCAGAACCUGCCUUUGCCCAACAAGAUGAAAGACUACCUGCAGGAGAAGCACUACUGACUCGGUUGACACAGACGUGAGAUGGGACAGACAACGCUAGCAACUUGCACUUUUGGGUUCAGUUUAAGAGAUUCAACAAAGGUUUACAGACAUCCGUAGUUUGGAGACGAUCGAUUGGGUUCCAUUGGCUCUUUGUUUGUGUCCAGGGAUGUCUGAAAUUAAACCCUAUUAUGUAUGUAGUGCACUACUUUUGCCCAGAGCACUAGUUUAAAGUAGUGCACUACAUGGGGUGUAAUUUCAGAUUGCCCUUUGGUUAUUUUUGUUAGUGUCCAGUCCUCCGUUUCUCAGUUAAAGGAUUGUCGCCAAGCCUCCAGAGAGACGUAUCAUAGCAUCUCCGUUUCCCAGUUAUGGUUAAGUCAUUGGCUACGCCUCCAGAGAGACGUAUAAUAGACUAUCCAUUUAUCAGAUAAAGGGUUAAGUUAUUGUGGCCACGCCUCCAGAGUGACAUAUCAUAGAAUCUGUCAGGAAGUGUGCAGCGUGACUUAAGUUACAGCUAACAACAUUUAUCAGCAGUGAGAUCGAAAGAUCAAUAUUUCUCUCCCCAGUUGCUGUAGUGAACUGUAAACGCUAGAAUGGCAAGCUCAGCCUUCUGAAUAACGUCAAUGUGUUUUUGCCUUCUGACUGAAAUGUACAGAUUUAAAAUAUACAUUUCAUUUAAUUCACGGCAGCCUUUUAAGA
Oncorhynchus keta (chum salmon) is the source of this 2875-nucleotide messenger RNA. Its product is annotated as suppressor of cytokine signaling 6-like. The record is from RefSeq and is a predicted model, not a curated record. Gene Ontology annotation, biological process: regulation of growth; phosphatidylinositol phosphate biosynthetic process; protein ubiquitination. Gene Ontology annotation, molecular function: 1-phosphatidylinositol-3-kinase regulator activity. The transcript has 3 exons. Gene Ontology annotation, cellular component: phosphatidylinositol 3-kinase complex. Lineage: Eukaryota; Metazoa; Chordata; Actinopteri; Salmoniformes; Salmonidae. Bases 461 to 2197 code for a protein of 578 amino acids.